CCGCCCGGGAGCGCUGCCAGCGCGGCGCCGCUCGCUCGGCACUUCGCCCCGCAGCGCGCCCGGCCAGCGAAGCCCUGUUGCACCGAGUCCGGGCUAGCCGCCCCCUCCCCGGCAGCGCGGGGCGGCCCCGCCGUGCCCCGCUCCCCCGGCGGUGACGGUCCCCCCGCCUUUGUCGGGCGGGCGGCGGCGGCCGGUCCGUCCGUCAGUCCGUCCGCGCCGGGCGCGUGGCUCCUUUGUGUACAGCAGCUGCUCCUGAAUGCGGAGGCAAAGCCUGUGGCUUGGCACUGAGCUUUUAAAAAACAACAGCCCUCCCUCCCUCAUUCCCUCUCCCCUGCCCUCCCUCCUUCCCUCCCCUCCCCUCCCCUCCCCUCCUCCCGCCGAGGUGGACGGGCAUCCACCUGGGGUCCGCUGCCCACCUCUCCUCUCAUCCUACUCUCUUCUCCUCCUUGUUUACCUGCACUUUUCCGCCUCCUCUUCCCCCGCUGUCCCCGCCGCCCCCCGGCCCUCGCUCGUCCCCGCUCUCGGGCAGGCUCGGCGCCCCGCAGCUCCGCUCCCUCGGCGGUUUGCUCGUGCCCCUACCCCGGGGAAGGCACUUGAAGGUGGAUCUAUUAAACCUCCCGGCGGUCUCUCCAAGUGGACCAAAUCUCCAGCAUGGAUGUAAGAUUUUACCCGGCUGCGGCGGGCAGCGCGCUCCCCGGAGACCCCUCCAACCUGGACUUUGCCCAGUGCUUGGGUUACUACAACUACAACAAGUUUGGAAACAAUAACAACUACAUGAACAUGGCAGAGGCAAAUAAUGCAUUUCUUGCUGCAAAUGAGCAGACGUUCCAUACGCCGAGCCUUGGGGACGAGGAGUUUGAAAUCCCACCCAUUACCCCCCCGCCCGAGUCAGACCCCUCCCUGGGCAUGGCAGAUAUACUGCUCCCCUUUCAGGGCCUUGGUGACCAGCUGCCUGCACAAGGAAAUGAAUUUACGCCUCAGUUUCCCCCCCAGAGCUUGGAUCUUCCCUCUAUUACAAUAUCCCGGAAUCUCGUGGAGCAAGACGGCGUCAUCCACAGCAAUGGAUUGCAUAUGGAUCAGAGUCACACCCAAGUUUCCCAGUACCGCCAGGACCACUCUCUGAUUAUGAGAUCUAUUGUCCAUAUGACUGAUGCUGCUCAUUCGGGAAUUAUGCCUCCGUCUCAGCUCACCACCAUUAACCAGUCUCAGCUCAGUGCGCAGCUGGGACUAAAUUUAGGAGGCACUAAUUUGCCACACACUUCUCCCUCCCCUCCUGCAAGUAAAUCAGCCACUCCUUCCCCAUCUAGCUCUAUCAAUGAAGAAGAUGCAGAUGAAUCAAACAGAGCUACUGGAGAAAAAAGAGCUGCCCCAGAUUCUGGCAAGAAGCCCAAGACCCCAAAGAAGAAGAAAAAGAAAGACCCCAAUGAGCCACAAAAGCCAGUGUCAGCAUAUGCCCUUUUCUUCAGGGACACACAAGCUGCAAUUAAAGGACAGAACCCUAAUGCUACAUUUGGAGAUGUUUCAAAAAUAGUGGCAUCUAUGUGGGACAGUUUAGGAGAAGAACAAAAACAGGUAUAUAAAAGAAAAACUGAAGCUGCCAAAAAAGAAUACCUAAAGGCACUUGCUGCCUACAGAGCAAGCCUUGUUUCUAAGGCUGCUGCAGAAUCUGCUGAGGCCCAGACAAUUCGUUCUGUUCAGCAAACACUGGCAUCCACAAAUUUGUCUUCCUCCCUCAUUCUGAAUAGUUCUCUUUCUCAACACGCGACGGUAUCGGCAUCUCCCCAAACUCUUCAACAGCCCCUUUCCAGAGCAAUUGCUCCAAAACCCUUGACCAUGAGACUGCCAAUGAAUCAGAUUGUAGCUUCUGUUACCAUUGCCCCAAACAUGCCAACAAACAUUGCGGCUCCAUUGAUAAGCUCCAUGGGCACAAACAUGGUGGCUACGCCGUCUUCGUCUCAACUCAGCCCCUCCAUGCAAAGCCAGCAGCACCAGAUGCAGCAGCUCCAGCAGCAACAGAUGCAGCAGAUGCAACAGCAGCAACUACAUCAGCAUCAAAUGCAUCAGCAAAUACAACAGCAAAUGCAGCAGCAGCAUUUUCAGCACCACAUGCAGCAACAUUUGCAGCAGCAGCAGCAGCAGCAUCUCCAGCAGCAGAUGAAUCAACAGCAGAUGCAACAGCAACUGCAGCACAUACAGCUUCAGCAAAUGCAGCAGCAGCAAAUGCAGCACAUGCAGCACCAGUCCCAGCCUUCUCCUCAGCAGCACUCCCCGGGAGCCCCGCAGAUCACUUCUCCCAUCCCUGCCAUUGGGAGCCCUCAGCCAGCACCUCAGCAGCACCAGUCACAAAUACAAUCUCAGACACAGACUCAAGUAUUGUCACAGGUCAGUAUUUUCUGAAGAUAAACGAUCUUGCAACAUGGCUUUGUGUUGAUGGAGGGGUAGGGGUAAACCAUAUUUGGCUGAAAACUGUAAAUUGUUGAUGGUAGUUAUGCAGGGAUGCAUAACAGAUCAAAUGAUCCUCUAAAGUGUCUAUUAGAUAGGCAAUAAAGAACUACAAUGUAGCUGUGUAUCAUCUUUUAGCUGACUAUAAAUCAUUUUGUUUAAAAGAAAAAAUGCUGUUCUCUUUUUCAUGUGAUGCCUUUUUAAUUUAUUUAAGCUUUACCUACAAUAUGUGAAUCAACUGGCCUAAUAAAUACCUGGACCUUAUGACUGCAAAAUGGCCUUUUGGAGUUACAUGCUAUAGCCCUUCUUUCUCUAAAAAUGAGUAAUGCACUUCAAGGCAGUAUGAACUCAUGAAGCCCUUAAAGCACAGUUGUAACUACCUGUAAAAUUAUGAUUGGAUUUCAUACAAUCAUACUUGUAUGACAUGAGUUAGUUGAUGGCAUUUUUUGUCAUGAAAAAUAGAGUAAAUCACAGAUUUUUGCCAAAGCUCUUAUUUUUUUCUUUUUCUCUCCUAAAUGUCUUCAGAAAAACAAAUGCAAGUAACUGGACGUAAAUGUUUGACCCAACUUCUCACUUCAUUUCUCCAAAUAAACCUGCCAUAGUUUGUAAGAAAAUAUAUAUUGACAUUUACCCUCUUAGGUUAAUUCCAAUUACAGAACAAAUGUGAAUAUUAUAUUCUGUGUCGAAGUGAUGAGUUUCAGAUUUAAUACACUGUAUUUUUAAAAGGGAAAUGCACUUAAAUAAAACUGUUAUUACAGAAAGCUAAGAUGAGAAAUGCAAGUUAUUAAUACGCUGUAAAACCAGUAGAAUAUUUAAAUGAAACUCCACAACUGAAUAAUCAAUGUAAAUAUUUUCUUUAAAAGUUGUAAGUUUUCAUAUCAUGUGUUGUAAAGUUUUCAUAAAUGAGGCUUUAAUGUAAACACUGGUAACAUGAAUUAUUAAUUGCUACAUUGCUUAUUGUGUUUUUAUGCUGUUUUAUACUUUUUUAUGAGUUAUGAUAGCAGCAAUUAAGUUGUUUGUAUUUUGCUUAUCUAAAAUAAAUGCUUUUAUCUUGCUAUAGAAUAAACACAUUUCAGUAAAACUGAUGAGCUGUAAGUCUUUGAUAGAGAAACCAGAAAUGUUUCCUUCUGCAAAUGCUUUCUUGGACUUCUUUUAACUCCUUUGGAUUUUUAUCAAACAUUCUGGGUGAACAGUACCAAUGGGAACAGAUCAAGCACUUGGCUCUUGUACCCUCCAAGAUGCUCUGCUGCAGAGUUGUAGGCAACUUCUCUGAGGUGUCUGUGACUCCAGAGAGAGACAGCAAGUGCUGGGGUCACAGAACAGCCAUGGUGCCCUGUGCCGAUGAGCUGCAGGAACAGGGAGGUGAACCUGUCUCUCAGCUGUAAUGUUCAGAGAUGGAAAUCAGCAGAAAUUGUUUCUUUGUAUCCGAGAGUUCCAGAUGUAAACACAGCUACUGCUGUGGGCUUCCCUCUGUAAGCCUCCAGCUCCUGACUUGGGCUGCUCCUGAGCUGUCUGACUUUUAUUUUCUCAUUAAGGCAGAAUGGGAUGGAGUGGGGAGGAUGGAGGGGGCAGGUCUUUCAUAUGAAGGCUUUGGAAACAUUAACAUCCAGUGUGUUGUCAGGUUAUUAGUGCUGUUCCUAUAUUUUUGCUCUGAACAGAAAGAUGAGAGCCUCUAUUUUCUCGUUUCCCUUCUUCUCCUGCAGUAUCUGUGCUGUGAGUGCAGUCUGACCACUAUCCCCAGUUGUCUGGCAUGAUUAAUUACAGCAUCUGUCCUGUCAGAAGCUAUAAUGAAGAGGUCUUGAUAAAAAUUGCAAAUUACCACUGGCAACAAUCUUAAACUGCUUAUGAUAAAAUGAAAAUUAAAAACAGCAAGUGUCAAGCCUGAGCAGAAUCCUAAUCCUGUUUGAGGCAUGGCUACCAUGCUCAGAGCACAACCCAAAAAUAAUGCAAUAGAGAUCCCAAAAAAGUUGCAGCCAGACUUGAGGGAAGAGGUACUACACCAUGUGAGUUUCUUCAUAACGAAUUCAUCUUUCAAUAUUUCAUCAUCCUCAGGUACCCUGCUUAUUAUGUACAAAUAUUGAACAGCAAGAGAUUCUAAUUAUAAAUUUAUAGAUUUCUUGGAGCAGAAAAAAAUCAUAUAUAAAUUGAAGCUUUUCAUAAUAGGUGUUAGUUGACAGCUACCCAUGCUCCUAAUAGCCUUAGCGUGAUAUCUAAUAAUGCCUGGGAUGGAGGGUGUUUAUUCCAAGUGCAAGGAAGCCUGUCUGCAUUAGAAAUGGCACGACAGAGGCUGGUUGGGAGAGAUUUCGUGUGUGUCAGUUUUAACCAAUGUUACGUAACAAAGGAAACCAUUUUAUAGUCAUUUUUGAAACCUUUAGACAAAUGUCUUCAGAAAUAAUUGCUAAACUGCAUGUGACAGUAAUUGUGUAUUAGUUCUGUAAUUGUCAUUUUGAAGACCUAUGAAGUAUCGUUGGAAAAAUGUCACAAGUGAUAAGAGUUAAUUACAACUGAAGUCUGUUUUCAACUAUUUGCAGCGAGAAGCAGGUGUUAUUACACUCAUUAAAUGGUUUCAUAAAUCCCGGGUUUUAUCACAUUUGAUUAAGAGCUGCUGAACUACUGAUGUUCAAUU
Motacilla alba alba is the source of this 5068-nucleotide messenger RNA. RefSeq names its product TOX high mobility group box family member 3 (gene TOX3). The coding region runs from base 652 to 2397 and encodes 581 amino acids. Gene Ontology annotation, molecular function: chromatin DNA binding. The transcript has 7 exons. Gene Ontology annotation, cellular component: nucleus. Gene Ontology annotation, biological process: regulation of transcription by RNA polymerase II. Lineage: Eukaryota; Metazoa; Chordata; Aves; Passeriformes; Motacillidae. The record is from RefSeq and is a predicted model, not a curated record.